GUCGGAGCCUCGAGCACUCUUUGGAGCAUAUGCUCUGAUGGCCCUGCGUUUCAAGCUCUCUCUUUUUCUGCUGCACGCUGCCUUGGAGAGCAACCGAUGACUUCACACGAGGCUUGUUCCGUUAGCUCUCCUCCUCGUUCCCCCCUCUUCCCUAUACUCUGCAAAAACCAAGCCUGGUCUGUAGCACGUUUAUCUACAAGGCAGCUCUGGGUCACCAGAACCGCCUGUCAAUGCACUGGAUGCUUAAGGGGCGUUUUAGCUUUUUGACACAUUUACGCUCUGACAUGCUCGAUGGCAAACCCUCUUUUUUUUUAGCUCACCUCUAUAUCACUGCGGUUGCCCUUCACUUCCGAGGUCAUCUGCCAGACUGAUAUUAGGGCUGCCGUGUUUGCUGCUACUUCGUAGCGUUUGACAGCCGCGGUCAUUUGUUCAGCACUGUUCAGAUAAAAAAACGCUUGUUCGAUUGCCUUGCAAUGCUCGGAGAUGCAACCAUCCUGCAUAUGAUGCGACAAUGGGCCCAGCAAACAUAGCCCGCUGGGAGUGCAGCUGCAUUUUACGAGAUGAGGGAUAUAAAUAUCCGAAGAUACCUUCUGAAAAACUGCCCAAGUAUUCUUCCACGUCGACCGUGUUGAUUGUUUGAUCUAAUUCCUUUUUUUUGAUGGCCCGUCUCCUCGAUUGCACUCCACCUGAACCCCCUCAGACCGUUUAAUUUAAGACACAUUAGGGAUAUAUGUCCGGGGGCGCAACACCCUGGAUACCAGCACUUGUAAACAAACCGCCUUGAUCUGCAUGAGAGCGAGGGAGGACAAUGUUCGCUGAACGCUCUCGUCAACCACCCGAUCCUACCGGGUGGAGAGGCCGGCUAGGGUUUCCACUGAUCUUUUCCAGGCCCAACAACCGCACCGCCGGAAGAAACUACCCGUAUCGACACUACGGCCCUGGGUUUCACAGCGGAGAGAAUCUUCUCCUGCAGGAACAAGGUCGACGAGCACAGCAAUCCCGAUGCACCGGCGUCCAGGCAGGUUGCUAUUGCUCCCAUUGCUACGGCGUUCCCCAGCACCAAGUUCACGAUGGGCGUCAUGGGAUUAUAGCCCCCGGCCACAUCCAUCACCACCAAAAUGUGCAUGACUUGGUCCCUCGUCCUCCUCCGGCAAGGACAAACCCUACCAGUCCCCAUUCCAUGCAUCGUCAUCGCUCGUUGCCAGGAUUCCGCCAGGUACCCGAACCAAUAUAUCCAAGGAUACCAGCCGGACGGCGCGAGCCUGUGUUCAUACCCACACCACACCUUCGCACUCAGCAAGCUCCAAGAUCAUCACGAUACGAUAGCUCGGAUGAUGAGCCACUUAUGAGAUGGAACGUGCUCGGCUUCGAUGACUCGUGUUGCAGCUCAGACGAUGAAUCGAGCCUCAGCAGGACCCGCCGCCAGCGGUCAUCCUCUCUGUCUUCCGAUGGCUCAUCUACUGCCUCGGGAGGAUGGUCGAUGCUUACCCCAUACCAUUCCCAGAGGAGAUUUUCAGAUUGGGAUGAUUCCGCUUCUUGGUCAAGGGAAAGGGGCAAUUCGUGGUGGUUCACCCCUAGGUGGCGAACUUGAUGCUACGAGUUUUGAUUCACAGUCUGAGAAACUUUCACCGCCUAUGACUGCUACGUAUAUGUACAGAUUCAUUCGUUGUGUUAAGGGAAGUUUUGUCGUCACACUUCUCAGACCAUCGUUUAUAGCAUUACGAAAGGUAGCCGGAGGCAAAGCGUGUGUUGUCUUAUUCUUGGCUUGGCUUCUUGUUCAUGAUGUAUCAAAAGGGAUAUGUGGGUGAGAAAGAGUAGUAAAUCUUGAAAAUGUCCCUUUAUAUACGAGGCUCGAAACAUUCUGAAUGACGUCGAUUAGUUCCUAGUCAACGAGCAAACAAACCAGCAUCCCAGUUAAGUUUUACCAUAUUCGGGUA
This is a messenger RNA of Coccidioides immitis RS, 1937 nucleotides long. RefSeq lists its product as uncharacterized. Bases 809 to 1591 code for a protein of 260 amino acids. The record is from RefSeq and is a predicted model, not a curated record. The transcript has a single exon. NCBI's taxonomy places the organism in Eukaryota, Fungi, Ascomycota, Eurotiomycetes, Onygenales, Onygenaceae.